This is a messenger RNA of Mytilinidion resinicola, 1687 nucleotides long. RefSeq lists its product as uncharacterized. Lineage: Eukaryota; Fungi; Ascomycota; Dothideomycetes; Mytilinidiales; Mytilinidiaceae. Gene Ontology annotation, molecular function: zinc ion binding; DNA-binding transcription factor activity, RNA polymerase II-specific. Bases 133 to 1590 code for a protein of 485 amino acids. Gene Ontology annotation, biological process: regulation of DNA-templated transcription. The transcript has 5 exons. The record is from RefSeq and is a predicted model, not a curated record.
UCGAAGCUUGGCUCGCAAGAUCCUUGCUCUCUCCAUCUCAGCACUCGCGCCGGGGCACUUCAACACCAAACAUGCUGGCUGAAACCAAGUCUCGAAACAGGCAUAUCUAACGAGCUACAUGUCGGUACGACAAUGGUCGGUGUACCAGGGCUCAGCAAAGGCUGUCAUACCUGCAAGAAGCGGAGGAUUAAAUGCGACGAGAGCAAACCCAUCUGCCAACGAUGUCAGAAGUCUGGGUACCUCUGCACCGGCUACGGCCACCCGCUCCACUUCGUCCAUGCAUCGACUGCACCCUUUCCUUCAAUGGAGGAUGUUGUCACUACCCCCAAAAGGCUACAGGAAUCGACGUCAACUAUGCCAGCCACUGUUGUACCUCGGAUGCGGACCCCAGCACCCAACGAGCUCAGCUUCGUAGCAUUCAAAGGCGAUUUCUGCGUCUCCUUCCUCUUCGACAACUUCGUAUGGCGAACCUACGGCACUCCGUGGCUGCAGAUGGCAGCGGCUGGUAAGCUGAACCCGCUGGCGCUUGAGGCCUGUCAAGCGCUUUCAUGGACCCACUUUGGCGUCACGCAUCACCAGCGAGACAUUCUGGUGGAGGGAUCGGUAAGAUAUGGGAAGACGCUCAAGGGGCUGAUUCCUGGACUUUCGGAUCCGAUGAGACCUGGCGUGGAGGCUUUGAUUGUACCGGUGAUGAUUAUGUUGAUGCAUGCGUCAUUUCAAGAGGAUCGAGCGGCGUCUAUUGCUCAUUUGAAAGGUUUGGCAACGCUGCUACAUGUGUGUGGACCUAAGAAGUUCCAGCGGGAACCUCUGAGAAGUGCCUUUGAGUCGUGUCGAGCGACGCUGGUUACCACCGCACUCAUCGCGCGACAACGUACCUUCCUGGAGCAAGAAGGAUGGUGCUCGAUACCAUGGGCUCUAGAUGCCGCGUCAAAGAGUCAACAGAACCACCUAGUAGAUAUACUAGUCACUGUCCCAGGCUUCCUCGAGGAUGACGCUAAACUGCGACACAUCGAGGAUCCUGAAGUGAAGCAAAGCCUGCUAGACAGAGUCAGAACCCAACUAGCGAAUCUUUACAGCUGGCGAUGGGCAUGGGACGCUGCGAACACAGGCGCAGUCUGGGAGGUGUGCCCAUCUCCGUCGCCCGCAAUUGCUCCUCGAGCAGUAGACAAAACUCUUCAUUUCUCCAGCCACGUCCUCGCUAGCGAGAUCUCUCUCUAUAACGCCGUACUCAUGUGGCUCCUCGGGCUUCUCUGGCGCCUUGAUCCGUUCGCCUCGUUUCCCCUCAGUCCAGUUUCAGAAACUCGCCCUCGGGGACCGAUUCUCCUGCCACAUCAGGUGCAUAGUCUCCGCGACCCAGCCAUCGAGAUCUGCCUCACGUUUGAGUUCCAGAUGCGCGAUGCCAGCCACAGCCGCGACAGUGCGCUCUUUUUCCUUUUCCCGCUCGGACAGGCAUGGACGGCGCUGGAAUCAGAGGCGGCAUUCCGCGACUGGAUUCGUAGCAUGCUGGACAAGUCGACAGUGACUCGAGGCUACGCAAUCGGGCGGAACGCGUGGUUCGGCAACUACUACAUCCCAAAGGUGUUCCAAUGAUGCUCAACCAACAGCACGACAGUCGUCUGUCGUCGCCAGUGCUGGAGCUGGGACCACUUGGCCGAAGCUUGACCGCGGCGCACGAGCCUUGAAGCUA